AUGGCCACUGGGAAUCCCAAUGCCUCCCCCACAGUAAGUGAGACUGAAGACAACGAGAUGGAGUUGUUGACUGAAGAGCCCAGAGGCAGGCAGCUGACCUAUAUCCUGGCCCUGGGAGCCACCCACUCACAGAGCCUCCAUCUUGCCAGGAGUCAGACUCAGCUUAUUGGCCCUCAUCCAGCCGAGCACUGCGUCCAGGUAGUGGUCCAGAGCCUGCACAGCCACACCGGAUUCGAUGUUACGGAGGAAGAGAGCUGGGUACCCUCAGGGAGGAGAGAAGACAAGUACCAAGUCUUUGAAUCAAGGGAGAAAGAGAUCCUGAAGAAGUAUGAAAAGCUGGAAUCCAAGACAAGGAAGGUUCUCAGCACAACAUACGAUAAAUUGUUUGCUGUUUUGUCCCAGGACACGAUGCUAGAUGGAGUGAACUAUCUCAAGGAGCGACUGAUCACCUUGAAAAAAGAGUGUUCCUUGGACCCCAUUUUCAUUGGUUUUCUGGGCCGUACAGGAGCUGGGAAGACCUCCCUGCUCAAUGCCAUUAUAGGGAAGAAGCUGUUCAUGCCAGUAUCCAGGGAAAAAGCUUGUACUUCAUGCAUCGUGCAGGUGAAGAAAAGUAAGAGUGAGUUCUACGAGGCUGUAAUUCACCUUCUCACAAAAGAGGAAUGGAGUAGUGAGUUGAAGGACCUUGUGGAGGUUUUGAGCAAGAAUGGGGGUGACGAUGAAGGUUCCUCUCACGAGAGUGUAAGCGAUGCCAAGGAUAAGCUCUGUGCGCUUUAUGGGGCUGGAGCUGACCAGAAAAGUUAUGAAGAAUUGUUGAAGGCAAAACUUGUGACGACUAUUCCUGCCAAAAGAACCAUCUCAAUUAAGGAGAAGGAGGUGACUACAUUCUCCGAAAAACUGGGACCUUACAUUUGUGUGAAGGAAAACCAUUCUUUUGAAGCCUGGCCACUAAUCAAGUACGUGGAAUUGGACAUUCCAGCAUCGGACUUGGUUCCUGAAGGCAUCACGUUUGUGGACAUUCCUGGGACAGGAGACUUUAACAAGAAAAGAGAUGAAAUGCGGAAAGAGAAUAUUGAUAAAUGUUCAGUCAUCUGGGUUAUCGCUGACGUUGUGCGCAUUGAAGGAGAGAAAGUCCAAGAAGCAUUGCUGGAGGAAAGCAUCAAGGCAUAUAUAGGAGGAAUCUGCACUGACAUUGCCAUGGUGGUCACCAAAAUGGAUAAUCUGGAAGUUGAUGAAUAUAAGAAGAAUAGAACAAAUAAUAAUACUCCCAUCGAGAAUAAACACGAUGCCAUUUUAGAGAGGAACCAAGAUGUGAAGAAGAAGAAGGAGAGAAGUAUUAGGGAGAAGCUGCAGAGAAAGCUUCUACCUGACGCAGAUGUCUUGAAUAAGGAUGAUCUGGUUUAUACUGUCAGUGCCAAGCAAUUUUGGAAAAGAAAACAUCUCAGCGAAGAAGAAACAGAAAUACCAAAGCUGCGGGAAUACAUCAGGAGGAUCUAUCUGAAGGAGAAGGAGAGGCUGGUGACAGAUUAUGUGACGGAAACUUUGGGAAUUCACCUGCUUACUGAGAACAUUGGUUCCGAACAACAAUUUGUGGAGCGGCAUUUUCAGGAGAGUGGAGUCGAACAGUUUGUGAAUGAGAAGAUCGACGCUUUGGGGGAGAAACUUGAAAGUCUUUUCACUAAGAUGAAACAGCCCCUCUGUGAUGGAGUGACCAGGGCCAGAAGAUCCUAUGAGAAAAUUCUUGACGAGAAGCUCACAAGAAAUGGAGGGAACCAAGGUUUCCACAAGGUCCUAAAGGCGGUGUGCUUGAAGAAUGGUGUGUACGCUUCAAGGACGUUUGCCCGCAUAGAUUUCAAUGAAGACCUUGCCAGGCCCAUCUAUGAUAAUGUUGAGAACAUAUUUGGAAACAUAUUCAGGAUCCAAAAAGGAACAAGAGGCAAUCUGUGGCCUCAUUUGGAAGGGUUUAAAAAUGAGGUGCAGGAGAAGAUCAGUCAGAUUGCAAGAAACAACAAAAUACCUGAAGACAAUGGAAAAAUUAAAGCUUUCAUUCAUGAAACAAAUGUCAUCAUGACGAAACUAAGAGCAGAGAUUCUUCAGCAGAAGAUAGUUAUCUACCAGAGCCUUCGAAAAUCCAUCCAAUUUGAUCUGAUGCCCUAUUAUGAAGAGGCCUCAACCAUAAGGGGCCCGGGAGCCUGUGAUCAGAUGAAGACCAUCCUCAGGGACAACAUUGACAGAGAGGUCAAGAAGGAGAUAGAGAGCUGUUUCCUCGAACUGAAGGAGAAGAUCAUGACGACGCUGAAAAAGGAAACUUCCAUUGUGCUCAAACUGCUCUUGCUGCACCAGGACCAGCUGGCUGUGAAGUUACCAGGAUCCCUUAAAUCUCCCCGUCUGUGGCUGCUCUUUCCUCCUCCCUCCCGCCCUGCCUUCCUCGCCUGCCCACCCCUCAUCCCCGCUUACUUGGCGGAAAGGGUGUUGAUGGAGCCGGUGACUAGCAUGAGCGCGGCCAGGCCCAGCUGGUACUUGGUCCAGGCCAUGCUCGCUCCUUCGCUCGCCCGACGCGCACAGCACCAGCACCAGCACCAGCACCCCCGGCACUUCCUUCUCGGCAGCUGCACGACGAGGAGGAGCGGGUCACAUGACCGCAGCCAUCAGCUGACAGCGACUCCCAAAUCUUUGAACCCUCCCCCGCGGCGGCAGUGA
This is a messenger RNA of Elgaria multicarinata webbii, 2697 nucleotides long. RefSeq names its product nuclear GTPase SLIP-GC-like. The record is from RefSeq and is a predicted model, not a curated record. The coding region runs from base 1 to 2697 and encodes 898 amino acids. The transcript has 19 exons. NCBI's taxonomy places the organism in Eukaryota, Metazoa, Chordata, Lepidosauria, Squamata, Anguidae. Gene Ontology annotation, molecular function: GTPase activity.